This is a messenger RNA of Sclerotinia trifoliorum, 1459 nucleotides long. The record is from the annotation of a GenBank genome assembly. NCBI's taxonomy places the organism in Eukaryota, Fungi, Ascomycota, Leotiomycetes, Helotiales, Sclerotiniaceae.
UCACUUUGAAUAACCAUCAACAUCAACAUCAACUUUGCUAUCUUUCUACGAAUACAUGCCAAUGGGCCGGACUAUUCACUACACAGAGAACCGGAUUUAGAUUUUCAUUAUUCAUCUGUAGAAUAUCCAUCUUAUUUACAUACAAACCCCUUCCAUUAUGCUUUCUAUCACAGAUAGCUUAUCAGACCGCUGCCAGAAGCUUCAAGAUGUAAGCUACAUCAAUCUCGCGGUAUCGAUGUAAGGAAACUUUCUCAACCACCUUUUACCUCUAUUCCAUGACAAUGUGCUAAAUACUGCACUACAUGAAGCUUCAUCCUUAUUGGAAUACUCGUCUCUUACCUACCCCAACAUUAUCGAAUCAUUAGUCGCGGAACCUCCGAAGGGAUAUCACCUUUUUUCAUUCUUCUAGGCACAACAUCAGGAACAUGCGCAUUUGCCAACAUCAUAGUUCUACCAGCAUCUCGUGCGGAUGUGGCAUGUUGUAGAACGGUUAGCACAUUCGAAUGUGCGGCAGGAUUGCUAGGGAUUGCCCAGGUUGGGGUUCAAUGGUUCUGCUUUAGUAUAAUGUACGCAAUGGGAUUCAUCCAACAACGGAGAGAUGAAUGCUGACAAAACUUUGACGUAGAUUAAUCCUUUUUAUGGUAUUCUUUCCAAGAACUCCGACCCUUCCUAACCUCGAUGAUAAUAAACAACAACAUACAUGGCGCACGGCUGUCACGGUAGCUUUGGUAUGCCUUUUCCAUGGCUUCAUCACCAUUGUUAUCAGUGUAUCGUUGGCACUCGGUCGUCCCAAUUCCCUUGGUGUAUGGGCCAACGCGUUGGGCAUUAUAGCUACAAUUCUAGCAGGCAUACAAUACCUACCCCAAAUAUGGUUAACGUAUAAUCUUGGCCAUAUUGGAAGCUUGAGUAUACCAAUGAUGUUGAUCCAAACUCCAGGCAGCUUUGUUUGGUCCGCGAGUCUUUUCGCUAGGUUGGGAGCCGGGGGUUGGAGUACAUGGGGUGUAUUCUUGGUAACAGGAUGCUUACAAGGAUGCUUGUUGGUAAUGGGAAUUUCCUUUGAGCUAAAAGCUAGAAGAGAAAGACAGGGUAGUGAGGAUGAAGCUGUCAGUAUAAUACCUUUUAAUUCAAAAACACUUACUAACGUCAACAGUCUAAUGGAAGAUGCAUUGUUGGAUAUAUUGCAGGCUCGCGAGAACACGAUACGGAUGAUGAGGGUGGAACGGCUGUUGAGAGUACACCGUUACUGUCCGAGUCGGGGUCAACAGGAAAGCCGACUACAAACUCUACUCGGAACUCUGCAUCUAGUUAAAUCAUGAGACACUUGAAAAUCAACGUUUGUAAUGUGAAGGCCAAUACAAUAGAUCCUCUGUAUACCUAUUGAGAGUUGAGAUCUUAUGCUGUCAAUAUAUGGCUUAUCUGAUAUUUUAUCGACUUGCUAUAUUUUUCGUCUUCAUUUCCA